AUGGCUCUCUCCUGUGAACCCCGCGUCCGCCGACACUCAUAUGCAGCACUCGAGGGCCCAGAGCACAUCAGGCUUCUGGUGCUGCAUCCAGCUUUGUCGAAAGACGCACCUCUACGAGUUGACUUUGUUUCAUCAACACUCGAGAAUCUCGAAGGCCGAUACGACGCCAUUUCAUAUACAUGGAGUCAACCUAUCCUAUCCUUCGCUCUACUCUUGGACGACGGCACGCAGGUGUGCGUGACGGAAAACCUUGACGGCGCGCUACGGUAUUUGCGUUACAACGACCGCGACCGACUCCUCUGGGCGGAUGCCGCGUGCAUCAAUCAACUCGAUAAUGCAGAAAAGGCAGUGCAAAUCCCUCUCAUGGUCGACAUUUUCCGUGGUGCUCAAAGAGUAAUGGCUUGGCUCGAUCCGGGUGGAGACACCACGGUCGAGCAAACAGGUAUGCGGAUAAUUGAGCGUCUGUCCCGGACGUCAAAGCAGCGAUACAUAAUAUGGGCAAGGGGUUACAGAGAAGUCACCCGUUUCAUCAAUCUGCCUUGGUUCAACAGACUCUGGAUAGUACAAGAAGUCGUCUUCAGUUCAGAAGUCUGCUUGAUUUGUGGUGACACAGAGAUUGCCUUUCCUCGCUUUAUUGCCGCGCUAUCUUUUGUUCAAGAGGAGCUUGGCCUUUUGAAUGACGAUGACAGGGCAAGAGUGGAUGCUAUUGUCAAGAUCGGGAGACUCUGGAGCCGCCGUUCGCUUUUCCCUACCCAAUUGUUAGGGGCUCCGCUAUCGCCGAGUCGCUCUGACAUUGACAGUAACGACAUCACAAAUCUGGUCGAGAAGUUUGCGUUGUAUGCAUGCACAGAUCCACGAGAUCGAGUGUUUGCUCUAUUUAGUAUGGCAGCCAAUAUCCAACCAGCCGGCUAUGUCUCCGAUAUUCUCCCCUCUUCGGCAUCACAAGAACAGGGCGCGGUUUCUAUAAGCAUAGAUUAUUCGCUAGAUGUACUUGAAACAUACAAGGCAUUUGCG
This is a messenger RNA of Alternaria rosae, 1014 nucleotides long. Its product is annotated as heterokaryon incompatibility protein-domain-containing protein. The record is from RefSeq and is a predicted model, not a curated record. NCBI's taxonomy places the organism in Eukaryota, Fungi, Ascomycota, Dothideomycetes, Pleosporales, Pleosporaceae. The transcript has a single exon. The annotation marks the transcript as partial.